Zasmidium cellare ATCC 36951 is the source of this 525-nucleotide messenger RNA. RefSeq lists its product as uncharacterized. Gene Ontology annotation, molecular function: calcium-dependent protein serine/threonine phosphatase regulator activity; calcium ion binding. The record is from RefSeq and is a predicted model, not a curated record. The transcript is spliced from 3 exons. The coding region runs from base 1 to 525 and encodes 174 amino acids. Lineage: Eukaryota; Fungi; Ascomycota; Dothideomycetes; Mycosphaerellales; Mycosphaerellaceae.
AUGGGGAACGCAAACUCACAGAUGCUUGAUAGCAUCGUCAGCGGUUCGAACUUCGACCGAGAUGAAGUCGACCGGUUGCGCAAACGCUUCAUGAAACUCGACAAGGACAACUCGGGCACCAUCGAACGCGACGAAUUCCUCUCCCUCCCCCAAGUCUCCUCCAACCCCCUCGCCACCCGCAUGAUCGCCAUCUUCGACGAAGACGGCGGCGGCGACGUCGACUUCCAAGAAUUCGUGUCCGGCCUCAGCGCCUUCAGCUCCAAGGGCAACAAGGAGGAGAAACUCCGAUUCGCAUUCAAAGUCUACGACAUCGACCGCGACGGCUACAUCAGCAACGGCGAGCUGUUUAUCGUGCUCAAGAUGAUGGUCGGCAGCAAUCUGAAGGAUCAACAGCUACAGCAGAUUGUGGACAAGACGAUCAUGGAGGCGGAUUUGGAUCACGAUGGCAAGAUCAGCUUUGAGGAGUUUACCAAGAUGGUGGAGAAUACCGAUGUGUCGAUGAGCAUGACCUUGGACCAGUUUUAG